AUGAACACUUCUUAUGAAUUAACAGUUAUUCGUCUUAAUACGCAAUGUGAAAAAUUAAAAAAUCAAGUACAAGAAUUAACAGUAAAAUUAAAUGAAAGUCAAAUAACUGAACAACAUGCAAAAAAUGAACGAGAUAAAUAUGUACAAAUCUAUGCUCGUACACAUGAUCGUUUUAUUGCAUUUGAAAAAAAACAAUUAAAUCAAAUGCGUCGAUUAUUAACUGUGUUAACAUCAGAUCAACACAAAGUUUUAAAUGAAAUUUUUGGAUCAAAAGAAAAUUCAAAUGAUUCAUCACAAACACAAAGUUCAGUUAUGAAGUCAUCAAUAGUUGAUGAUUCACAAUCUUCAAAAGAUUCAAAAACUAUUAAUGAUGACGAUGAUACUAAAUUAAAUACAGCACGUUAUCAUAAAACUGACACUGAUUGGGACGAGUUGCUUACACAGAUAACUCACAUAAUGGAUUUAUCUCAGAAAUUUUGUGAUAAAUGUUCACAACAACGUGAAGAAAACAAUAAAUUACGUAUAUUAAAUACACAAAAACAAGAUGAGAAUGUUAAAUUAUUAUUUGAUUUAUCAUUAGCUAAAGCUGAAUAUGAAAAAGAACAUCAAAUACGUUUACAAGUUGAAAAACAAUUAACAGAAACAAAUACAAUUUUUGAUCAAUUACCAACUUUAACAAAAAAAAUUGAAAAAAAUGACACAGAUUUACGUGAUAUGAAAUUACAUUAUGAUAAUUUAUUUGCUGAACAAGUUAAUAAUAUAAAAAAACUUGUUAAAGAACGUGAAUUAUUACAUUUAUAUAUUCAACGAUUAGAAGUUGAAAAUGCAUCACUUGUUACAGUAACAAAUGAUGAUGAAACAGUUAAAUUAUUAACUUAUUCAUCACAAUCACCAACAACAUUUGAAGAAGCAUGGGGUUUAAUUAUUAAAUUACGUGAACAAAUAAUUCAACAAUUAAAAAUGAAAGAAAAAUUAAAAAAUGAUAUUCAACAAUUACAACAUAAUCAUAAAGCUGAUCUACGUGAAAGAGAACAAAUUGAAAAUUUACUUAAUAGAGAUUUAAAUACAGCAAAAGAUGAAAUUAUUGUUUUACAAAGUCUACAAACAGAAUAUGAACGUGUUAUGACUUUAAAGAAUAACCUUGAAAAACAAUUAGAUGAACGUGUUAAUGAAUUAAAAACAACAAAAAUUGUAGCUAAUUCCUUUACAAAUCAACUUAAAGAAAAACUUGAACAAAUUACUAAAGCAAAGGCUCAAGUUGACGAAGACAAUGCUGGAUUACGUGCGCAAAUUCAAAAAUUAAAAAUUGAUUUAGAAAAUAGUGAAUUAGUUCAACAUGAUUUUGUUAAACUUUCUCAAUCGCUUCAAGUACAAUUAGAAGAAAUUCGAAAUUCAGAAAAUGAAUUACGUUGGCAACCUGAAGAAGAUCAUGCAGAAUGUCAACGUUGUCAUUCACCAUUUUCUGUUACUUGGCGCAAACAUCAUUGUCGUCAUUGUGGUAAAGUCCUAUGUAAAGAUUGUACUAAUAAAACCGUUUAUACUGGUCCAAAUAAUCGCCCCUCUCGUGUAUGUGAUGUGUGUUAUACCUUACUUGUCAAAGAUUCUCAACCAUAUUUUCAUUCUUCUGUGCCGAAUGUUUAA
Molecule: messenger RNA, 1641 nt
Organism: Rotaria sordida
Lineage: Eukaryota; Metazoa; Rotifera; Eurotatoria; Philodinida; Philodinidae
Source: the annotation of a GenBank genome assembly